GGAAUUCGCCCCCGUCGACUCACUUUUCUCUGCCAGUCCCUCUAGCUAAGUCAAUAUGGCGAGAACUCAUUCUGAGUCUUCUGACGACUUUGAGUUCAUCGAGACCCCUGCUGCCCCCUGUCAGUCACCUUCGCCUGAGAAUUGUGGAGUUCGGACCACGUCGUAUCCUGCGAUUAAAAAUGCACCUCUUCCCGCUGAUGCUGCAGGGAGCGACAGCUUCUCCAACAUCCUCCUAAUUUCCCUUCUUGUUCUCGUUCCGUGGUACCUUGCCCGACAAGUUGGCGGUGGAUUUUACACUACUAUCUUCUUCGCUGUCUUCACCUCGAUCCCCAUUCUCAUGGUCUUCUGGUCUGUCGCCUCAUCAAUUUCACCACGCAAGAACGAAAAGGCCAAGUAUCCCGGUAGACCCGUAGAGCACUACCUUCAUUUCCACAGCGAGCAUGACCGAGCAAAAUAUCAUGGCAAGAGCAAAAUCCCCAUGGAGACAUUCCAUGAGAUGUAUUUUGCUGGAAAGGUGGACUUUAAGGGCGACUGCCUUGAAGCCUUGGAAUAUAGACAUGAUUGGGCAGCGUUCAGGUUUACCUUGAGCUUGUACAAAUUUUUCUUGACCGGAAUGAUGCCUGAGGUUAUUAUGCACACUCGCAGCCAAGAUGAGGAACAGGUCCGUGGACAUUACGAUCGCGGAGACGACUUCUAUGGCUGGUUCCUUGGCCCACGCAUGAUCUACACGUCUGGUCUCAUCAGCGAUAUCAACAAAGAAGAGACCUUGGAACAGUUGCAGGAUAACAAGUUGGCUGUGGUGUGUGAGAAAAUUGGCCUCAAGCCGGGAGACACCAUGCUCGACCUUGGCUGUGGUUGGGGAACUCUCGCCAAGUAUGCUAGUGUUCAUUACGGUGCUCAUGUUACCGGUAUCACUCUUGGGCGCAACCAGACCGCUUGGGGAAACAAUGGCCUUCGGAAAGCCGGCAUUGAAGAAGCUCAGAGCCGAAUUGUUUGCUGUGACUAUCGUGAUGCCCCUGUCGUAUCUGGCGGUUACAAGAAAAUCACAUGUCUCGAAAUGGCCGAACAUGUUGGUGUCCGCCACUUUGGAUCAUUCUUGUCCCAGGUCCACGACAUGCUUGAUGAUGAUGGUGUUUUCUUCCUUCAAAUCGCAGGUCUUCGCAAGUCUUGGCAAUAUGAGGAUUUAAUCUGGGGUUUGUUUAUGAACAAGUAUAUCUUCCCAGGUGCCGACGCCAGUACACCACUAGGAUUCGUGGUCGAUAAGCUCGAGGGAGCCGGUUUCGAGAUCAAAGGCAUCGAUACCGUUGGCGUUCACUAUUCUGCAACUCUGUGGAGAUGGUACCGCAACUGGCUCGGAAACAGGGAAAAGGUUGAAGCCAAGUACGGCAAAAAAUGGUUCAGGAUUUGGGAAUUCUUCCUUGCCUACUCGACCAUUAUUUCGCGUCAAGGCAGCGCGACAUGCUACCAGAUUACCAUGGUCAAGAACAUCAAUUCCACCCACCGCGUUGAAGGCAUUCCAACCCAGUUCGGUCUCUCGGGAGCCCGUACUGCGGCCAUCGAGAAUGUUGGAAAGGGUACAUUGCUCACUGCCAACGUUCCUGCUACCGAGAAACAUUAGACGAACUUCACGCUGGUGAAAAUACAGGUUAGAUGGACUAGACUUCAAACUUAGACUUCAACUAAUUUAAAGGACAUUGAAGAUGCAGGAUGGCGGUGGGAGGAAAGCGAACAUUCAUUACGGUACAUAUGGUAGAAAAGAAGGGGGCAAGACGUGUUGACAAGGCAUCAUCGGAUUCAAAUCUGGCCUGCUAUCUUUCUUUUUUUGUCAUAUUCGCAAAGGCCCACCGGGAUGUUUUACUUUACUGUUCUGGUUUAACUUUUUGUUUUGAAAAAUGGAGGGAAUUCAUAGUAAUUCUAAUAUGGGCUUUCAUGGGUAUAUAAUCUCAAUGCUUGUUAUCUCUCUGG
Coccidioides immitis RS is the source of this 1965-nucleotide messenger RNA. RefSeq names its product cyclopropane-fatty-acyl-phospholipid synthase. Lineage: Eukaryota; Fungi; Ascomycota; Eurotiomycetes; Onygenales; Onygenaceae. Gene Ontology annotation, biological process: cellular response to biotic stimulus. The transcript has 4 exons. The coding region runs from base 56 to 1618 and encodes 520 amino acids. The record is from RefSeq and is a predicted model, not a curated record.